Pangasianodon hypophthalmus (striped catfish) is the source of this 1607-nucleotide messenger RNA. Its product is annotated as olfactomedin-like protein 2B. The annotation marks the transcript as partial. Lineage: Eukaryota; Metazoa; Chordata; Actinopteri; Siluriformes; Pangasiidae. Gene Ontology annotation, biological process: signal transduction. The record is from RefSeq and is a predicted model, not a curated record. The transcript is spliced from 3 exons.
UAGAUCUUUUUACAGAGGAGGAACUUCUUCCUCUCAGUGCUCCUUCGUUCAAAACUAUCACCAGACCAUGGCCAAUUUCAGCUAAACCCAACACUCCACCUCAGGAUAGUACAACACCACAAAGUGUGCCCAAGCCUCAGCUGGAAGAAUCUGACUCUUCUCUGCCAGUGAAGAUGAAAAUGCUUAAUAAUUCAGGGCUUGCAUUGGCAAAAACCUUCCAGUCAACCACAGAAAGCUUCAUCAAGCUCAGAGCCUUGCAGUCCUCAGCUACCACAGAUAACGUCCGAGCCAUUUGGCCCACAAAACACACCACACCUCAAACACUCCCUGGAACAGAGGAAGAAAGAGAGGAGAAGACCACUUCUCAGAUGACGAUGAACAUGGAAUCAACUUCAAGUCACAUAAAGAUGAAGUCUAAUUCAGCUUCUUUAGAAAUGACAGAAAACAUCAUACCAAGCACAGUAGCAGCCAUCAUCAGUCAGUCAGAGGUCACUAUGAAAACUUUAACUGAGCAAACUCACAACACUGGAACCAUUUCCAGGCAGAAUUUCAGUCAGGCCAAUGAACAAAACACGCUGUCAAAUGCAACUUCAUCACCAACCACUCAGAGCCAAGCUGCUACUAUUCCAGAAACUUAUUCCAAUCCAAUCACAGAUGUGAGAAGCUACAUGAAGACCAAUGCUGGGAUGACAGCUACUACCACAGAGUCUGGCAAUACAGGAACAAUUGUCAUUCUGUCUACAUCACAUGUAACUGAGGGUGAAAGUGAUUCCAGCACAACUGCAUCAGUGUCCACAAACAGACUGGUUAAUAGUACCACUACAACUAUUACCACUGGCAAACCUGACAAACACAAUACAGACAGCAUUAGUUUGGUUAAAAAACAGCAAGACCCAAAACGAAAGAUCAUUAAAACUGUGGAGGAUGAGGAUGUUGAGGAGAAACCUCAAAGGCAGCCAGGUAAACAAAGAUAUGGCCGUAAUGAAGAUGCCUGGAUGAAAGACCCAUUGGCUCGUGACAACAAGAUCUACGUUGCUAAUUAUUAUUAUGGCAACAACCUGUUGGAGUUUCAGAACAUGGAUGUCUUUAAACAAGGUCGUUUCACCAACUUCUAUAAGCUGUCCUAUAGCUGGCUGGGCACAGGCCAUGCAGUCUAUGACGGUGCCUUCUUCUUCAACCGUGCUUUCUCACGUGACAUCAUCAAGUAUGACCUCCGGCGGCGACGUGUGGCAGCCUGGACCAUGUUGCAUGACGCUGCACUGGAGAGUGAUGAGGUUUCAUCAUGGCGAUGGAGAGGCCACUCGGAUGUGGAGCUGGCUGUAGAUGAAAGUGGCCUCUGGGUGAUCUACGCUGCACUGGAUGACGAAGGUUUCUUACAGGAAGUGAUAGUACUGAGCCGUCUGAACCCGGAUGACCUGACCACACAGCGAGAAACCACAUGGAGGACGGGGCUGAGGCGUGAACGUUAUGGCAACUGUUUUAUUGUAUGUGGGGUCCUGUAUGCAACUGAUCAUCAUGGAGAACAGCGGGAGAACAAUCUGAGCUAUGCCUUUGAUACACAUACCAAUACACAAAUGACCCCUCGGCUCCCUUUUGGCAAUAAUUCC